UGCCGGAGCGUAUAUCUAGAAGUCCACCGGCGAGCUGCCCAUGGUUCCUGAGUCCCCCAGGCUUUCUUGUACGGAUCCGUCUAUAGAGAGAACUACAAACGCUCCCCCACGAUCUUCCCAAUAGCUCUCCCCAAUAGCUCUCCCCAAUAACUCUCCUUAGCGGCUCUUCCCACACCCAACAUGCCAUCCAAUGUCCACUCCGUUUCAAAGAUCCACCGCAUCGCCAGCAUCCCAGGCGACGGCAUCGGCGUCGACAUCACCGAAGCCGCUAUUCAGGUCCUUGACACUCUAUCUAAAACCCUUGGAGGCUUUGAAUUUGAAUUCAAGACGUUUGAUUGGAGCAGUAGAGCGUAUUUAGAGCGGGGGUGGUACAUGCCGCCCGAUGGGCUGGACAGACUGAAGGAGUACGAUGCGAUCUAUUUUGGGGCGGUUGGGUCGCCCGAUGUUCCCGACCACAUAUCCCUCUGGUCCCUUAUCCUCCCUAUCCGCAAAGCCCUAAACCAAUACGUUAACAUCCGGCCCACGCGAAUCUUACCUGGCACCAUCUCCCCCCUCACUUCCUGCGCCACCUCCCCCACCUUCCUGGAUUGGGUCAUCGUGCGCGAGAACAGCGAAGGUGAGUACUCCGGUCAAGGCGGGAUAUCGCAUGAACACUCCCCUAACGCCGUCGCCACCGAGGUCUCCAUCUUCACCCAAGCUGGCAUCGAGAGGAUCAUGCGAUUCGCAUUUGAAACAGCGAGGGCCAGGCCGAGGAAGAAGUUGACCAUGGUGACGAAGAGCAAUGCGCAGAGACAUGGCAUGGUCCUUUGGGAUAAGGUGUUUUUCGAUGUAGCGAAGGAGUAUCCAGACGUCGAGAUUGAUAAGAUGCUUGUGGAUGCGAUGACAGUGCGUAUGGUGUUGAAUCCGCAGUCGAUGGAUACGAUUGUCGCAACGAAUCUCCACGCGGAUAUAUUGUCUGAUUUGGCAGCUGCGUUAUCGGGCAGUAUUGGGAUAGCGUCGAGUAGUAAUCUGGACCCGACGCGGCAGAAUCCGAGCAUGUUUGAGCCGAUUCAUGGGUCAGCGCCAGAUAUCGCGGGGAAGGGGAUUGCGAAUCCAGUGGGGGCCUUUUGGAGUGCGGCGGAGAUGGUGAGGUGGCUUGGGGAGGGGGAGGCUGCAGAUGGGUUAAUGAAGGCGGUUGAGAAUGUGACGGGGGCGGGGAUUAAGACAAAGGAUCUUGGGGGUGAUAGGAAUACGAGGGAAGUGACCGACGCGGUUUGCGCGGAGAUUGAGCGGUUGUUUGGAGGGAGGUAG
Messenger RNA from Lindgomyces ingoldianus, 1290 nucleotides. Its product is annotated as tartrate dehydrogenase. The transcript is spliced from 2 exons. Lineage: Eukaryota; Fungi; Ascomycota; Dothideomycetes; Pleosporales; Lindgomycetaceae. The coding region runs from base 181 to 1290 and encodes 369 amino acids. The record is from RefSeq and is a predicted model, not a curated record. Gene Ontology annotation, molecular function: NAD binding; magnesium ion binding; oxidoreductase activity, acting on the CH-OH group of donors, NAD or NADP as acceptor.